AUGUUCCCAAACUCCCUUACCCACAGAGGCUACAGAAAGAAGGAGGGAUCAACAAUCCCCAAAUUCUUGGAAAUCUUUGGGAAACUUGAAAUCAACAUUCCAUUAGCUGAGGCUUUGGAACAGAUGCCAUUAUAUGCAAAGUUUCUUAAAGAACUUAUCACUAAGAAGAGAAGCUGGCAUGAAAAAGAAACUAUGGUCCUAACCCAAGAAUGUAGUGCAAUCAUUCAAAAGGGACUUCCACCAAAGCUUAAAGAUCUAGGAAGCUUCCUUAUACCAUGCACUAUAGGGAACAUGACAAUAGAUAAAGCACUCUGUGACUUGGGAGCAAGUAUUAAUCUAAUGCCUCUUGCCAUGAUGAAGAAAUUGAUGAUAGAAGAGGUCAAGCCUACAAGAAUGUCAUUGCAACUUGCUGACAGAUCUCUCAAGAUACCAAAUGGAGUUGUGGAGAAUCUAUUAGUAAAAGUUGGAAAGUUUAUUUUUUCGUCUAACUUUUUGAUCCUAGACAUGCAUGAGGAAGGGAAUAACUCAAUUAUCCUUGGAAGACCUUUCUUGGCCACAGCUCGGGCAAUCAUUGAUGUUGAGAAGGGAGAAAUGGUUCUCAGGGUGCAUGAGGAGCAAAUGGUUAUCAAUGUUUUCAAGGCAAUGCAAUACCCUGCUAAGAAAGAAAAUUGCAUGAGGAUUGACAUGGUGGACACUCUGGUUGAAGAAGCACUUGAAGCAAACCAAUAUGAAGACCAUAAAGGGAAAGCUCAAGACAUAGAGGAGGAAGACUCAAACGAGACACAAGCACUGGUAAAUUUAAGUGAAGCUAAGGAAGAAGGGGAACCAAAGCAAGAGUUAAAGCCUCUGCCUCCCAACCUCAAAUAUGCCUUCCUUGGUGGAGAGGAUACCCUUCCAGUAAUCAUUAAUUCAUCCUUGAGCACGCAAGACGAAGCCAAACUGAUUGAGGUGUUGAAAACUCACAAGACAGCUUUAGGAUGGACAAUUGAUGACAUUAAGGGUAUAAGCCCUGCUAUUUGCAUGCACAAGAUCUUGCUAGAAGAAGACCCAAGACUAGUGGUACAACCCUAA
This is a messenger RNA of Arachis ipaensis, 1071 nucleotides long. RefSeq lists its product as uncharacterized. NCBI's taxonomy places the organism in Eukaryota, Viridiplantae, Streptophyta, Magnoliopsida, Fabales, Fabaceae. The record is from RefSeq and is a predicted model, not a curated record.